This is a messenger RNA of Opisthorchis viverrini, 2069 nucleotides long. RefSeq lists its product as hypothetical. The record is from RefSeq and is a predicted model, not a curated record. Gene Ontology annotation, biological process: negative regulation of DNA-templated transcription; regulation of transcription by RNA polymerase II. The transcript is spliced from 8 exons. NCBI's taxonomy places the organism in Eukaryota, Metazoa, Platyhelminthes, Trematoda, Opisthorchiida, Opisthorchiidae. Bases 47 to 1858 code for a protein of 603 amino acids. Gene Ontology annotation, molecular function: transcription corepressor activity. Gene Ontology annotation, cellular component: histone deacetylase complex; transcription regulator complex.
CUGGUCCUGUGGUGAUUAUUUCUGGAACACUUUUCUUGGGUAUAAAAUGAGCAGACAGAGCACGCCACGAGCGGCGAGAAGUCUCAAGACACAGCGUAAUCAAAAAGAAUGCUGUUCCCGCGUUGGUCCAGCCUUCCAGGCGGAAGUGCCCGAAUUACUCCCCGCCGAACGCAGAGUGGAAAGUAUACGAGAAACUGCCCGAGAGAUCAAUUUAUGGUUGCCAAGGAAGCAACCUGCUCAUGAAGAACUGCAAGAAUAUUUCAAAACCGCCAGCUACUAUAAGUACUCGGAAGAGUUGGCUAUGAUUCUUCUCCAUUGGCAUGGGUAUAACGUAUCUAAUGCGGUAGAUGAUCUACCCAAUUACGUACCGAUUUCAAGCAAGUGGACGAAGUCGGAAGUUCGAAAAUUCCUGAAGUGCAUUGAUUCCAAACCCCGGAAAGAUUUUGUCGAAGCGAAAAAAACAUUACCGGGUCGUCCUAUGGGUGAGAUUUCACAGUUGUACUACUCAAUUGCUGCACCAUUCAAAGCCCCAUCACGUACGAAACAUCACGGCGAUUUGAUAGAACGAUGCUACGCCAGAGCUGCUCGUAAUAAUAUCAUUACUAAUCGAUGGCAAACAGCAGUCUCUGCAACUUCGGUCUCGGGAUCUACACAACUGUGUCGCCGUCCGGGGGAAUCGGAGGAUGCUUUGGAGCGUGAAUUCGAAAUGCACCUGGUCGAUAUGUUCGGACUAGCGGAUGCGCGUCGUGCGCUCGGGCGUCGAAUGCUCUCCACUUCAUACCCAGUUCUUCCUCAGCUGCAUGGGUUUCAACGUUCCCCGAGCGAUUCCUCCAUUUCGCCAGAUGCCCUUUAUCCUGUGGCUUUGCGUGCCACCGUUCCUUCGGGCUGCUACCCAAUGAAUGGCACUGUUACUAGGCCCUUGGUGGUCCCUCCAAUCAUCACCAGUACAACCUAUCAGUCAAGCAGUUCCGGUGCAUCCUCGCAGCUGGGCAGUGAGCCUAACGGUCACGCACCUCGCUCUUCCAAGCACACACUGCCCUCUGGUGUACAUUACGACCACGCCGAAUUCCUCUCUUUCAUCACCACUCCGGAUUCCCAACACGCGGAGGAGCGCGAACUGGAACUAUCCUCAGCCGAGCGUCUUGAUUCUGAACUCUUUCAACAAGUGCAGGCAGUGGAAAACCGUGCUCGAUCACUUUUGAGCAGAAUCCGUGGACUAAAGCCCGAGUGUGGCUUCCCGGAAAUUUCCUAUCGGUGGACCAAGACAGAAUUGGCUUUGGUCCUGACCGCCAUGUCCCGAUAUGGUACAAACUUUGCUCAGAUUGCAAGGACUAUCGGUUCGAAAACAGAAAGUUUCAUUCGGGACUUCUACAACCAAUUCCGCCAUUCCUUCCGCUUGGAUGAUCUGAUUCGGAUGGCACCAAAUUCAAAUAUAGAACCUGCUUCAGCCACGACAACCUUAAAAGGCGCGGAGGAAGUGGUCAAUACCAGCGAUGAAGAGUCCACAAAAUUUGUGAGUGAACAGGAACUAACCCAUGUAAAAUCCGAGCCUGACAGUUCUGUCCUAGCUCCUUUGACACCAGUGAGCAACCCAACAGAAGAUAACAAACUUUCUGACAGCCUGACCACUCCGACUUUGCCGGAAACCUCGGCAACAGCAAGCGAACAAGAUGUUGAAGAAACACAACCGUCGGACGAUGAGAUUCCUUUAAAAAUCCGUUGUACGCCGCGUCGAGGUCGGGGGCGACCAGCUCGUUUCUCCAGCCCUUCAACACGAGACUUACCGGUCGCGAAGACGAUUUCCACCAGAGGCCGAGGUCGCCGGGGUCGUGGGCGCGGUCGCGGAAGGAGACAAUGACAGACCUCUUAUCCGUGACCUAUAAUGCCUACAGGGUGAUCUCAUUCCUUGGCCUAAUCACAUGAAGCCGCUAUUCCUGCGUCUCCUUUUCUUCCUACUGGAACGAUAAACCGUUACUCAGCACGCGUCCUAAUCAUGAGCUAUUUCGCAAUUCACUAACGCAGUUUUCCUCCAACCCCCCACCCCAUAGCAAUGUCCACCCUACUUCAAG